CGUGUUUAAGUGCGCGAUAUAUCCAACCAUGCACCCCGGACUAUAUCUUGCAACUAGCCUGGAUUAAGUACCAUGCUUCAAUGUCGACAAUUGUGCGCUUCUUAUAACCACAUUCUCGACAAUCGUACGCAUUGUGAUCGCUCCUUGUAGUCCAAUAUGAUACUGGCUCUGGCCUCAGUGAUCUCGCUAUGCUCUGUACUCUUACUAGGAGGAGGUCUGCACUUCCUGCUGGCCAACCGUAUGGAUCCCAACUACUGUCACAUGACCUACAUGUAUCAGAACCCUGUGUACACUUCGAUUCAAGUCAAGAACGGGCCAGCGAAUAAUGAUCGCAGAUACCGGUUAUUACAAUACACAGAGGGAAUCAUAAGAGGAAACGAGUGUAAAGGCCGCCAUCCCGUUUUGUAUAUAUCGGGUAAUUCCGGUAGCUACAAACAGGUCAGAUCCAUUGCAAGCAUCGCAGCUGAUAUGGACCGCACAAACUACUUGAUUAAGGGCUCACCGCGACGGCCCUUAUCCUUCUUCACAGUGGACUUCAAUGAAGAGCUCUCUGCACUAUUCGGUGGGGUGUUGCCCGUUCAAUCCGAGUACGCGGCGCACUGUGUGCGGCAUCUGCAAUCGAUGUGUACGAAACCCUCGGGAACAGGCAAGCUAGCAACGGUGACGAUUCUGGGGCAUUCCAUGGGGGGGCUGGUUGCGCUGUCGCUGCUGAAUUCUGAUGUACUACAAGCCGGCAGCAUUGAAACCAUUGUAACUGUCGCCACACCACAUCGCCCGGUGUUGGCAUUUGACUACCGGCUGGGUAGUUUCUACCAUACUAUGAACAGCGCAGUCCUCAGAUCCGCAACUCAAAACGUGACCCUUGUGAGUAUCGAAACCGGUAUACGCGACUUCCAGGUGCGCGCCGAUCUUGCCAGUCUAGGUAUGACCGGGCCUAAUAUCGUCCACGCUUCGACAAGUGGCAUUCCCGGUGCCUGGUUGUCGUGCGAUCACCUGGCUGCUGUGUGGUGUAAGCAGCUGGUAUUGCCUAUACUCACAGCUAUGAGUGUGCUAUCGCUACCGUCACCAAAGGCAGCCGAUGCUGUCGGCAAUUUCCAGUCCACCUCCGAUAUCGCGCGGGCCAAUGAGCGGGCGGAAAGGUACCGAUCGACCUUGCUCCCAGCAGCAGAAUUCAUUCACACGACAACCUGCGACAGUGCAGAUUCUACAACGUCGACGAUUGGAACAACGGAUGAGAAAAUGUGGCCAUCACCGGCACAGACGUUACAAGAUAGGACUGGCGUGGCGCGAACGAUCAAGAUCGCACUGGGGGGUUCGCCGGAAACCACAUCUAGUACCGAAACGCUGGCAAUCAGUACUACAGAAACCAUUUCAUCACUCAGCUUGUGUAGCGUGCGACAGUGCUAUGCUUGCGGCAAUGGCAGCUGUGUCUCAAAUGCCGAUGAACUAGAGUUGCGCCUGGAGACGCAACGGCUGCCGUAUUGGAGAGACACGUUCAAGGGCGCAAAUGUGCGACCGCCACAGCACUUUGAUAAUCUGCGCCGACCGGUCACUGCUGUUCUCAUACACCGCAUGAACCAUCUCAGAAGCCCGCAAUCAUGGGAGGAUAUACACCUCGAGAUGGUCCUGAAUGCCGCCGGAAGUGAGCAGGCGAAAGCUCCGGUUUAUAGUAGUGAGAAAGGCUUCGUGUCGAUAGGAUGGUCUUCAGGAGUCUCAAACGUGUUUGCGACACCCUUCUAUGGACAGACAUUGGCCAUUGAAUCUUCUGACCAACACCAUCGGGUACGCGUGGCUCAGCCGCUGGAGAGUUGCUUGAUAACAUCGAUUCUACGAUUCAAGCUGAUGCACUCCGAGACGGGAGAAGACUGCCCGACGAAUAGCGCUGGGUAUAUUGCCACCCACGUAAGCAACAGGCGAGCGACCACCGCACAACAUUACAGCGCGAAUACGCAUACACGCGGUGGCGUGCAGUUUGAGCACGUGUUGCGCCCUUGUGAUGCCACUUUUGAUAAAAUCCAGUCGUACGUCGCGAUGGAUAUUGAUGUUUGGGAUACCAGGUACCAGCUGGACGACCGCCUCAACUGUGUGGUCUUCGUCGAUCGAAACUUCAACAAUUACAAACCAUCACGUACUAACUUUGUCCCUGCGGAAUACUACACAAUUUUUACUGUAAUGGGGUGCUUGCAGAUGUGUAGACUGAAAGUAGCUUUGACAUUCAGUCCGACCAACGCCGCUACCGAUCCGUGUUUGAGUCCUAGGUCUAAACAAUCCCCGGCACCCGAUGUCGGCAACAAGGCCCGCCUGCCUGAGAACCCAAGUGAUGCGUUUUAUUUCGAGUUGGAUUCAAAGUUUGUAGCCUUUGGGGUGGGCUUAUGUGCUGUGGCUAUUCUGGUUACUGGUUGCUCGGGUAUUGGUGUGGCAAUAGCGGCUGUCAUAUCUGUAGUCCAGAGUAUCAGAGAGCGCGCCGAUAUCCAGUGCGAGGCGACCGCUCAAAACAACCGAGCAAAGGACAACUCCUGGAUCGAUUCACAGGUGCGAUUAUACUCCACACAGUGA
This is a messenger RNA of Sphaeroforma arctica JP610, 2556 nucleotides long. RefSeq lists its product as hypothetical. Gene Ontology annotation, molecular function: phosphatidylinositol deacylase activity. The transcript is spliced from 11 exons. NCBI's taxonomy places the organism in Eukaryota, Ichthyosporea, Ichthyophonida. The record is from RefSeq and is a predicted model, not a curated record. Gene Ontology annotation, cellular component: endoplasmic reticulum. Bases 157 to 2556 code for a protein of 799 amino acids. Gene Ontology annotation, biological process: GPI anchor metabolic process; endoplasmic reticulum to Golgi vesicle-mediated transport.